CGUGUGCGCAAGAAUAAUCAGUAACCGACAAACCGUAUCGCGCAACGGACGGUAGUGAUCCAAUAUACACGUAACUUAUAAUUUUAAAGUUAUACCUUACUCAUAAUAAUUCGCUUAUUCUUAUUAUUGUUUAUCGUCCAACUACUUCUCAGCAAGAAUGGCACCUGAUCCAGAAAGACGGCAAGUGAGUUUUCCGAAACUAAAAUAUCCUUUGUUCAGAGAAGAAGAGCCAAAGAGUCCACAAAAAUGGAUAAAAGCGAAACAGAUUCAAGAUGGCGCUGAAGGUUUCUGGAGAAUUCAUGACAGUAUUUACGAUCUCACCGAAUUUAUUCCUUCUCAUCCUGGGGGCUCGCAGUGGCUUUCAAUGACCAAGGGUACAGAUAUUACCGAAGCCUUUGAAACACAUCACAUAAACAGUACAGCCGAAGCUCUGUUACCCAAAUAUUUUAUUAAGAAAGCCGACUCCCCACGGAAUUCACCCUUUACGUUUAAGGAAGAUGGGUUUUAUAAGACAUUGAAAGCAAAAGUCGUGUUAAAAUUAAAAGACAUACCAGGCGACGUAAGGAAAAAGAGUGACAAUGUAACAGAUUUUCUCUUUGUAUGCCUCGUGGUAGCUGGUCCGCUUUGUUGUUGGCUUUGGACAAAGAAUUUAAUAUAUGGAGCGGCCGCCACGCUGAUUCUCGGUCUAACACUUUGUGCCUUAACAAUCUGUGCCCACAACUAUUUUCAUAGAGCAGAUAGCUGGCGGAUGUACCUUUUCAAUAUAAGCGGCUUCUCAUACCUUGAUUGGCGGAUUUCACACUCGAUGUCUCAUCACUUAUACACAAAUACAGCAAACGAUAUAGAAUUGAGCUUCUUAGAGCCUUUCUUGCAAUACUUACCGAGGCCGGAUAAGCCAUUAUGGGCCCAAAUGGGGGCUUUCUUUUACCCCGUCGUAUUUUUAUUCACGUCACUCGGAUGCAUGAUUAAAGAAUUUGUUGCGGGAAUAUUAAAAUUGGAUGAUAAAAAAUUAACUUUGGCAAAUGCCAUACCUUUCGUAUUGCCGAUAUGGAUGUGGUAUAUCAGUGGACUGUUUUUACCAUGGACUCUGCUGGUUUGGCUGGCUACUACGAUGAUAUCAAGUCUAUUCUUCAUGAUAUUCGGUCUCACUGCUGGACACCACGCUCAUACAAACUUCUUCGAAGGAGACGUACCGAGAGAGGAGACACUCGAUUGGGGAAUCCAUCAACUUGAUUCAAUAAUAGAAAGGGUCGACUACGCGGGAGACCAUUUCAAAUCGCUCACUCGUUUCGGAGAUCAUGCCCUUCACCACCUGUUCCCAACGUUAGAUCACGCCGAAUUGAAGUACCUGUACCCCACAUUACUAGAGCACUGUGAGAAAUUUGAGACACAGCUUCGAACAACCACCUUCUACAACGCAUUGAUAAGCCAAAGCAAACAAUUAAUAAGGAAACGACCUAAUAACUUCAAGCAAAAAGUGAAGCAAAGUAGUUAAAUAGUUAAAUACAAAUAACAUUACUAAUUGAGAACUACUAAUUCCUCUAAAACUUAUAUCUCAAAUUCAUAUAUGAAUGGAAUGGCAAUUAAAGCAAAGAUUAUGUUUACCUUAUUAUAAAAACUAAUUUAUAUUUAAAAAAAAACUUUAUUUGACCUCUAGUUGUAUCAUUGUAUAUUAACGUUCAUGACGCUGGUUUCUACUACAUAACAUUUUUAUAGCUCUUUUAAUUAGUCUAUUAUUUCCUCUAGUUUCUCUAACAUACCUACAAUUUGUUUUAAAUUGCGUCUAAGUUACCAUUAGUAUGUAAAAUCUUGCCUUUAAAUUGCUUUGGUUAUAACUUGUGUUUAAACAUGUCAUCAUUAUAUUUCCAAUGCAAAAUUUAAUUUAGUAUUUUGUGCGUGUCAAUGAACUCUUAAAGUCUCCGACUUGAUAUAUUAUUGCAUAAAUCGUCAGACGAUAGUUGGCGUUGAAAGUUAUUCUUAUAACAUUCAUAAAUUACAACUAUUUGUUAUGUUUUCCUUGAAAUGGGAACAUAAAGGUCAUGUAUGACAACAGGGGACGUCUUAAAAAGAUAUAUGUUCUAAGAAGCCCUCGGUUUAAUUGAAGGUUAAUUACUUUAGGGUUAACACUGCUUUUAAUGAGAAUUUUGAACUAGAUUGUCAGACACGUACCCCUACAUAGGUCGUCUCGUAGAAAAGGUCUUUUAAAAGACAUAUUUUUUCCUUUAAUUUUUAAUAUAUACAUUUUUUAACGUAUAAAAUAAAUUGCAUAAUAACAGACUGAUAUACCAAACAUUAAAAAAAAUGACAAGAACGCGUUUGCUUUAGUUAAAUAAAGGUUAAAUAAAUUAUUUUAAUUAAUUAUAGAUACAGAACAAAGGUACGCUAUAGUUUAAUGAAUAGAUAAGUCAAACUUUUUAUUUUAUAUUUAAAAUUUAUACAUUAAGUCAUUGGCUGUGGUUGAAUACGUAGAAUAUUUUUCUCAUUGAUUACGGAUAUAACUAGAAUAAUUGUUUAUUGCAAUAUAUUUUAAAACAAUAAGCAACCCCGUUAAUAAUAAAUUAUUGUCUUAAAAUUUGUAAUAUUGGAUGAAAUUUACGAUAUAUAACAAAAGCAACAUACAUAUUUUGUAUUUUAAAUAAAAAUUACAUUUAAGAUAAUUAUUUAAAGUAAUUAUUGACGAUUUUUACUUAGAUACAUAGUUCUAUGUGGCUGUAAUAAAAAUAUAUACAUUUUUGUCAAAA
Molecule: messenger RNA, 2741 nt
Organism: Danaus plexippus (monarch butterfly)
Lineage: Eukaryota; Metazoa; Arthropoda; Insecta; Lepidoptera; Nymphalidae
Product: cytochrome b5-related protein-like
Exons: 6
Coding region: 158-1495 (445 amino acids)
Biological process (GO): lipid metabolic process
Cellular component (GO): mitochondrion
Molecular function (GO): heme binding
Source: RefSeq, a predicted model, not a curated record